Messenger RNA from Culicoides brevitarsis, 1743 nucleotides. RefSeq lists its product as uncharacterized. Gene Ontology annotation, biological process: RNA polymerase I preinitiation complex assembly; DNA-templated transcription; transcription elongation by RNA polymerase I. Lineage: Eukaryota; Metazoa; Arthropoda; Insecta; Diptera; Ceratopogonidae. The record is from RefSeq and is a predicted model, not a curated record. The transcript has 3 exons. Gene Ontology annotation, cellular component: RNA polymerase I complex. Gene Ontology annotation, molecular function: DNA binding. Bases 79 to 1209 code for a protein of 376 amino acids.
UAUGUCACACACAUGCUUUCAUAUUUGUAAACAAAAGAGCGCUGUUCUUGUAUAAUUUCAUUAAGAAAAAACUAAAAUAUGACAAAAUAUGAAGUAGAAAGUGUGGAUUUGCUCUCAAAGGAACGUGCAAAUCCCGUAAUAGUGAAUUUUCAAAAUGCUACUCCACUUCAAGACGACCACGAAGUACAAUAUGUCGUUGACAAAGACAAAAAUCCCGGAUUAUUUCUGCAAUAUGAGGGAAAAGUCGAUACGAGUUACUACGGACGCAUUGGCGAAAAUUAUCCAAAGGAUCUCGUCAACACCUUCAUUGCUAUUCGGAAUCGAGACACCAACAAAAUUCGAUUUGUCGAAGUGGAACAAUGUUCCGUGAUGUCGGAGCACCAUGUCAUGCCCACUGUGCUGAGUGACACGCAACCAAUUGAUGUCCGCAGCUUGCUGUACAAGAAUUUCGGCAGCAAAAGUGCCGCUCGUGCCAUGGAUAAGAAGGAAAAAACCGAGUUCAAUGUGGAUGUUUUGAAAGAUAAAUUGGACACAUCUGUGUUGGAUGUCGACGAUAGUGUCUUGCUAGAUGAAUCGACGCUCGUUGACGAAGAUAUUCGACCACCACAAAAUAAGGACGCCACAAAAAUAGCAGAUGUCUACAAAGUCGAAGAGAUUAUUCCGAAAAAGAUUUUGGCAAACUUGGAAAAGCCAGCGUUGACCUUAUUUGAGACAAAACCCUUGCAUAUGCCAAUUACACUACCGUUCUUGUUGAACUGUAUCAAAGAAGUUCAAAUGUCCAAAGAGCCCGAUAGUGAUGAAAACAUUAAAAAAUUAAAAAUUUGCUUGUAUCUGGAUGCCUUGGGAAAUGUUUUAAACACCAAAUCAAAAUUUAUGUCAAAAAUUGAGAUUUCCAAGCUUUCGGAACAGCUAUCAAAGCACAUCAAAGAGACUUUUACGAAUGAUAUGCGACAUGAUAUUCGCAAUCGCUUUACCGAGCAAAAAGCAAUUUGUUAUUAUUUGGUGCUGGCCUGUUUGUUAUCCAAAAACCUCGAAGUGAAUGUAGAAAAUGCCACCGAAGGCCUCAACUUAUCGAAAGUGGAACUGGCAAAAUAUGUUUCGUACAUUGGAGCGACGUACAAAACAAAAUCCGGCUUGAUCCAAAUUAAACUACCAAGAGACCUUCCGCCUCCCGGUUCUUUCAAGAAGUUUGGAAAGAAAAAGCGUUAAAGGACUCCAUUUUUUAUUGUUCUUUUGAUAUUCAAUAUUUUUGAAUAGAAACUGAUAAAAAAUUAUUUAAAAAAAAAAACAAUUUUUUAGAAGCUUUUCAUUUGUCAAAUAUUUUUAAUAUUCACCGAUAAUUUUUAAAUAAGGGUGUUACAACUGUGGAAAAUGUUUCGAAAUUCUUAGAUCUCCAAAAUAUUAGGAAGAAGGAGGGAAUUAGUGUGCAAAUCGAAAAAUGCACAAAUUUUGCAAACAGUGAUGCUGUUGUGUUUUGAUGUUACCUACAAAAGUGGAUAAAAAAAAACACGUGGUGCUAUGGUGGCUAAUAACAAUUCGGUUUCUUGAGAUUUAGACAGCGGUACCUUUGAUCAUAAGUGCAACGAUAUGUCGUUUUUUUUAUUCAGCAGAUGACUUGACAGUUCCUUUUAAAGUCAACUUGGCGGAAUCUGGAAAUCUGUAUUAACUACGAAAAAGGGAGAAUUAGAUUGUAUUAGCAAUAAAGGUAUUCAAUUGUAUAUCAAUGAUAUUUUAUUCGAGCCA